GCUCCCGGGGGGGUUUGUGAUGUAUGGCCAAUAUACCACGGCUAAGGGCUGCGCCCAGGCACUCUGCAUUGCAUAAAAACAGCCCUUAGCCGUAGUAUAUUGGCCAUCUACCACACCUCCUCCAGACUUAUUGCAUAAGUGACACACAAUGGAGGUGCCUCUAGCACUGAAUUACCACGUGAUUGUAAAUUGUGAGCUUAUUAGUCCAUUUGAAGUAAUUGUUUGUUCGCUCUGAUUGGUUGUAGGUGUUAUGAUACUGAUGGUUUGUUGAGACUAAUUGUUUGUAUGGUUGUGGCUAGUGGAUGGCUACCAGUACAGCUCCAUCUAGUAGUGGCUUCGGGGAUAAUAGUUGUUGCCAACUGUAGCUUUACAAAAAAACGUAACCAGGCAAGUCAGUUAAGAACAAAUUCUUAUUUACAAUUGUGCGCAGCCCUAUGCGACUCCAAAUCACGGAAGAGGUGUGAUAUAGCCUGGAUUCGAACCAAUUAUCACAUGCUGCUAAGUAAAGUCAUGUCUGUCCGUAGCUGGGUUAGGCUUAGCUAAAAUGCUGCAGUUGUCAACAAACCAUCAGUAUCACCGCACAAGUAUGACGAGAAUGCACCUCCACCUAUUAUUUACUAUGGCUGUGCGUUUUCCAGAGGCAGAGGGGAAGUGUUGCACAGCGAUUGUGUUUGAACCAAAAUUUCAGUGUCACAGUUGAGUUGACAAUCCUUUUUGCAGUCUCUGUUUUGAGUGUAUGCCUAACUGGUGGCUGUGUGAAUUUGGAGACAGAUAUGCUAGCCAUUUUCUUUUUAUCAUUGCGUCUGAAAAAAAAAAUCCACGGGUUGUUGAGGAGGCAUGUUCUGAUGGAACCGUUACAGUUUCAAUAAACCAUGCAUCGAUAUGUCGCCCUUCUCCUAUACGAAGUGUAGGCUAUAGCAGUAGAAUAAACACCCAUAUAAUACAGACAUAGUAAAAUCACUGAAGUUUCCUGGCGGUCAAUUGUCUGCACGUUGGUUUCAUAUGCUCAGAAUACUAGCCGAGCACACCCUGGAAUACAACAAAAAUAGGCUGAUCCUCAUCUCUGACGUGUUUACUAAUCUAUGGACAAUGUAAAUAACCACAUAGGAUAUAUUUUUUAGAAAGUGUCAGGCUAAUUAAUAUCCCUGAGAAUAUUAUCAGGCUGCAAGUUUUAGGACUCCCUAUUAGUCUAAAUGUGAUUCAUGCAUUGAUAGCCUGCUUGAUAACUUUAUAAUAACACAUUAUUUAACUGUACAACUAACGUAAAAUAAUAGAGCGUUUGAAAAUGCGUUGAAUGCCUUUUGAAGAUGCUUUGAAUAUUCUUGUUGGCAAAGAAUAAAUAUGCUAUACAUUUUUCCAUCUGUUGUAAUAGUAGUGUAUGGGAGUUUAUGUGAAAGUUCCUCCCCUGUUUUGACGCAAAUAAAUAAGCCAGUAGCUUUCAAUGCGGAAAUGUACAUGACUUGCCUCACAGUGACAAUGACAUAAGGAACGUUCCAAGAGGUACACGCGGAACCUAGGCUAAUCAUCGCACUAGAGAUUGGUGCGGCAAGGCGCUCUGCGUUUGUUUAGAAUUGUUGUAUUGAUAUAGUGGCCGCCCACUGCCUGCCAUUUAAAAAGUUAAAUUGACAGCCCUAGCCGCCGCACGGAUGGAGCACCUAUCGAGGUUCGUAGGUCAGAUGUCCUUGAUAGAUGACAGCAGAGCAGAGGGCAUCAUCUCAUCGGAGUAUAGUAAUAUCCGUGAUCGGACUUCCAUCAUCAAGAAAGAUCUUGGCCUUACGACGAAAGCCGGGGCACUGAAGGACAAUGUAAAGAAGAAUCGUUACAAAGACAUUUUACCAUAUGACCAGACCCGUGUUCCCCUAACUCUACUGACGAAUGACAAUGAUUCUGACUAUAUCAACGCCAGCUUCAUUAAAGGUGCAACAGAGACCAGAAAAUACAUAGCGACCCAAGGACCUCUGAGGCACACUUUGGUUGACUUCUGGCAAAUGAUUUGGCAGUAUGAUGUAAAGGUUAUAAUCAUGGCUUGCAGAGAAAUUGAAAUGGGAAAGAAAAAGUGUGAGCGCUAUUGGACAACUGUCAAGGAAAAAAACCCCUUUGGUCCCUUUAUUGUCUCAAAUCUUGAGGAAUCCAACCCAAAUGAAGAAGUAGUCUUAAGGACUCUGACUGUGAGAUACCAGAAUGAAACACGGACUAUCUCUCAAUUCCAAUACACAGCUUGGCCUGAUCAUGACAUUCCAUACACAGCUGGUGGUAUUUUAGAAAUGAUGGAUAUGGCUCGCAAAGCCCAGGGAAACAACACUAGCCCUGUUCUCAUCCACUGCAGAUGGGCUCCUGAGUGGCGCAGAGGUCUAAGGCACUGCAUCUCAAUGCCAGGGGCAUCACUACAUACCCUACAUACCCAUGGUUCAAUCCCGGGGUGUAUCACUACCGGACGUUAUUGGGAGUCCCAUGGGGCGGCGCACAAUUGGCCCAGCAUCGUCUCGGUUUGGCCUGGUGCUGGUUGUGGAAGAACAGGGGUGAUUUGUGCCCUGGAUUAUGUUCAUGAUCUUCUUGUGACAAAGCAAAUCAAAGGAGAUUUCAAUAUCAUGAAGAUUGUAGUGGAACUAAGGAGACAGAGGCCAUCAGCUGUUCAGACAAAGGAGCAGUAUCAGUUUGUGUUUUCUGCCGUGGCUUACAUGUUUGAGAAGGCUUUACGGUCACCUGAGAACAACUACCAGAAUCUCACCAAGAGCAACCAACCUCUCUAUGAUGACGUUGAGUCUGUGAAGACCUCUCCACCGAUAACAUCAGCCAUCGCUCAGCCACUUGAAAAAAGAAAUUCUAGUGUGCAGCCCAGAGCGCCUCAACUGUACCAGCAGAAUAUGGAUGACACCUAUGCUGUGGUCAACAAGUCCAAACAGCUUCCGUCACCAGCCUCUUCCUCAGCUCCUCCGGCCGCUCUCCAUCACUAUGACAACGCAGAGCUCGGCACCCUGAAAUGCCCCGCCACUGCUCUCUACAGCACGGUCAAGCCCAAGAGCAGGUGUCCUCCAGCCAAUCCACCUCCAGCGGCCUCACCCAUAUAUGACACAGCUAGACCAGCCAAUCACAGGCUAGCUGAGGACGUUUUAGGGAAGGAACAGAGUGGCUAUGAACAGGUCACAGCUGAGCGUCAUUCCUCAAUGGACGAUGACUAUGAAUAUGUCUCAAAUCCCAUCAAAGACCUGACCAACAGCUGUACUCCUGGUAGCAUGGGGUUCAACUGUCGUAUAAAGAAACCCAAAGGGCCCCGGGAUACCCCGGCAGAGUGGAGUCAUGUGGAGAGAUGAUACAGCAGCCAUGUACCAGGCCUGGAAAACAGUCUAUUCAACGUUUUACAUGUUUUAGAAGCAGUGGGAAUGGGCUCUUUCAUAGAGGUUUUUAACUUGCUGUGAACACCUCUAUGUGAUCAGAAAAAUCUUUCUUUUGCAACCCGUUUGAGUUGGUAUAUUUUUCAGAUCUUUUGUAUCACUUCUUUAUUUAUUGUGAUUGAUAUUACUGAUGAAAAUAAAUACAUUUUAUGAAACAUC
This is a messenger RNA of Salvelinus fontinalis (brook trout), 3551 nucleotides long. RefSeq names its product protein tyrosine phosphatase non-receptor type 18 (gene ptpn18). Bases 1647 to 3311 code for a protein of 554 amino acids. The record is from RefSeq and is a predicted model, not a curated record. The transcript has 16 exons. Gene Ontology annotation, biological process: peptidyl-tyrosine dephosphorylation. Gene Ontology annotation, molecular function: non-membrane spanning protein tyrosine phosphatase activity. Gene Ontology annotation, cellular component: cytoplasm; nucleus. Lineage: Eukaryota; Metazoa; Chordata; Actinopteri; Salmoniformes; Salmonidae.